UUUUCCGGUGCAAGUGUGAUCGGUGCGAGAUCGUGCCACAUUACUCCCGUAGAAUGACUGACCUGUCCCAGUACGUACUGUCCAAUGAGACUGGCAUCUGCCUGCUGGACUGUGAGGAUGCCUUCAACAGUCUGACGAAUAAGGAGCAGCUCUACGCCCACUACAUCUCACAAGCCUCCUUCAAUGGUGGUCUCAUUGUACUCUUGCAGACAUCUCCAGAAUCCCCAGGCAUCUUCGUCCUGCUGCAGAGAGUGUUCCGGGCACAGUCGACAGCUGACCUUGAGACAGUAGCCACACAGAAUGGCCUCAGCAAGGAAGAGUUUCAGGCUGUCCUGAUGUACGCGGCUGGUUUCUACUGCAAUAUGGGCAACUACAAGUCUUUUGGUGACAGCAAGUUUAUUCCCAAUUUGCCAAAGGAGAAGAUGGAGAAGUUGAUCCUAAACAGUGCUGCUGCUGCUGCCGACCCUGGGAGCAUCCAGUCCCUGUGGAGUUCCGUCCAAGACCGCAUGUACUCCCUCGCAGCCAGGGACAAGGAACUGGGGCUUGGGGAGAAAGGAACAACGACCUACUUCUCAGAGAACUGUGACAAGCGAGAUGGGGAAAUUGCUCAAGAAUUUAUGAAUAAACUGGACUUAAGUCCAUAUAACACGCGCCUGUUCAAGACUGAAGACAAGCGUACUAGCCUCCCUGUUUAUGAGAUCAGACUAGCCUCUGUCGAGACAACAGCCAGUGGAGAUAUUCCAGGUGUAAAAUCUGAAAAUGGGCUUGGAGAACAUAAGUUUACACCAACAGAUGUUGCCGGACCAGUCACCUUCAAGGUUACCAGGGGAGACUACUCUCCACUUCUCAAACGUGUUGUAGAUAACCUUAACGAGGCCAAGAAAAAUGCAGCCACAGAGAAUGAGGUGCGAAUGUUGGAAGAGUAUGCCCAGAGCUUCACAACAGGGUCACUACCAGCACACAAAGAUGGUUCCAGGUUCUGGAUAAAGAACAAGGGUCCUAUAGUAGAGACAUAUAUUGGCUUCAUAGAGUCCUAUAGAGACCCUUAUGGUGUCAGGGGGGAAUUUGAAGGUUUUGCUGCGGUUGUGAACAAGAAUAUGAGUGCCAAAUUUGGAUCCCUGGUGGAGAGUGCAGAACACUUGCUGGCACUAUUGCCAUGGCCAGCAGCGUAUGAGAAGGACAAGUUCCUGCGGCCAGACUUCACCUCCCUAGACGUCCUCAGCUUCGGAGGCAGUGGCAUCCCUGCAGGAAUCAACAUUCCUAACUAUGAUGAUAUUCGGCAGAAUGAGGGCUUCAAGAACGUGUCACUGGGGAACGUGUUGACGUCUGGCUAUAAGGACACGAAGAUCACAUUCCUUGAUGACGAAGACAAGGAGCUGUACGUGAAGCUGAAACUCCCAUCCUUCGAAGUCCAGGUUGGACUCCAUGAACUGCUGGGUCAUGGUAGUGGCAAGCUCUUUAAAAAGGAAGAAGAUGGAAAGUUCAACUUUGACCAGGAUAACGUGAGACACACGGAAACUGGGGAAAAGAUAACAACGUGGUACCUCCCCGGUGAGACCUGGGACAGCAAGUUCUCCUCAAUAGGGUCAAGCUAUGAGGAGUGUCGGGCUGAGUGUGUUGGAAUCUACCUUUGCCUCUCCUUUGAUGUUCUAAAGAUAUUUGGCCACAUUGGAGACUCAGCUGAUGACAUCAUCUACAUCAACUGGCUGAACAUGGCCCGUGCUGGUCUGCUGGCCCUGGAGUUCUACUCCCCAGAGACGGGUGCUUGGAGACAGGCCCACAUGCAGGCAAGGUUCUGUAUCCUGCGUGUCAUGCUGGAGGCAGGGGAAGACUUCAUCACCAUCACCAACACAAUAGGGGAGGAUGGUAAACCUGAUCUCAGGAUCAAACUUGACCGCACCAAGAUCAUUAAAGUGGGCAAACCUGCCAUUGGGAAGUUCCUUCAGAAGCUUCAGGUGUACAAGUCCACCGCAGAUGUUGCAGAAGGGAAGAAGAUGUACGACUUCUACUCUGAUGUCAACGACAAUGCCAAACCACACUUCUUAAGUCUUCGCGAGGUUGUCCUUGCUCGUAAACAACCACGCAAGAUGUUUGUUCAACACCACACAUCUGUACAAGAUGGAAAAGUGACCUUAAAGAGUUAUGAAGCCAACGCAGCUGGACUCAUCCAGUCCUUCGUGGAUCGUUUCCCUCCCCCCGAAGUUGACAGCGAGAUCCUGGCCCUGUGUGACAAGGACAAGCCCUACUUCUAGAUAACCCUGCGUCCAACACAUUACUGCCGCCUGUCGAAACAAGCUCUGUAUUGUGAUGCCAUUGCAACAGGAUCACUGUGGAUCAUCUCCUGCCUUUGCCAAGAAGAUUCAUAUCCAGGAGUACUGGUUGAGGGCCAGUGUCAUGAUGAAGUCCAUGGUGUGCAUUGGAUUGUUUAACUGCUUUUGAGGAUCUGACUAAUUAUGAAGAAUUUUGUCAUUUAAUGUUUGAAUUUACUCAUGAAAGUUCACUUAUAUCAACCUUUGAAAUACAACAAAGGAAACUAUUCCUCUGAUUUAAUGUAAGCAUGCCUCCAGUGUACUCACAGGGCUGUGUCUAAGUCUCAUUAAAUGAAAUCCAUUCAGCAUUCCAGUUACCAUGGUUAUUGUGGUUGUUUUGUAUAAUGUAAUGUUAAGUACCUGUUUACUCUCAGCAUUGUGCCAUUUUGACCAGUGUUAGCUGGGACCCUGAUGUUAUGAUGGAAAAUAUACCAGGCGCCAUCAAGUUAUUUUGUUAAACUAAUUCCAUCACAAAAUGUCACCUCCUCUCAGUGAACAUGGUUCCUAGCAAUGCUCUGAUAACUGGAGAAAAUUGUGCAGAUUCGUAUGAUUCUUAAUCUGUUCUCAGACAAAAUGCUUGAACUGAAAUAAUUUUGAAGGAAUAUGUUCUACAACUGAUUUAUGGCAACAGGAAUAGCCCAUGUGUUUCGAUAUAACAUUAGCAGCACAGACAGGCAGUUUCAACUUUUUAUCAGUGUGUAGACAACAACCUAGAGUUUUGAACCCUCUGAGACAUGGGCGUUAAACGUAAUAUUUCACUAAAAUGAAGUUACUUUAGUCCUUUUUUAGAUGUAACUUUAGCUGUAAGAACACUUCUACUGGUAAGAAAUGCUGGUGGUAUUCUAAGUUUGUGGAAUAAAUGCACAUCUACAUUCAUGUAUGAAUAGUUCAUCAUGAUUUCAUUCUUCUAUUAAGCAUUGAGAUUCACCAGUGUGCAAUGUUAGGGGUAAUGGGAUAAUGUUGUUACGUUAUGGCUGAUUUCUUCUCAUGGUGAGAAAAAUGUUAAUUGAAUUUGUACACAGUGACGAAGUAAUUAAAACAUACAAAGGCAAUACAGGUGGAAAGUUGUUAUUCUCUUCUUUGUUGAUAGUAAAAUCUAAGUUGAGCAAAUUAAUACAAUGUCAUUCUGAUUCCAGAUGUACUCAGAAUUUAUAUAUCCUUAACAUCAUAAAUUUUUAAGGAAACAAUAUUUCUUAACAAAUUGUACAUCGCAUGGUAUUUGUUUUGUAUUGUGUUUAUACUAUGACAGCUCAUGCAGGUUGUAAGGUGAAAUAUAAUGUUUUGUAGACCAGAUGUCAGUAUCUGGCAUCUGAAACAUUUUUUAAUAAACCUAUUUCACAGUC
This is a messenger RNA of Haliotis rubra (blacklip abalone), 3652 nucleotides long. RefSeq names its product dipeptidyl peptidase 3-like. Gene Ontology annotation, molecular function: dipeptidyl-peptidase activity; metalloexopeptidase activity. Gene Ontology annotation, biological process: proteolysis. Gene Ontology annotation, cellular component: cytoplasm. Lineage: Eukaryota; Metazoa; Mollusca; Gastropoda; Lepetellida; Haliotidae. The record is from RefSeq and is a predicted model, not a curated record.